CUUCACCUGGAGCGGGUUGUUUUCUGAGUCAGAGUGGAGUGGAGUGUUCAUUUAAAAGCUGCAAAGCCAGCCGAAAAGAGCCUGGGCUCUGAUGUCUUGGGACGCAUUCGACUGGUGAAGGGCGAAACUGUUGACUUGGGAUCAGAGGAAGAAGAGUGAAGGUGGGGGCUGGGGGGGCGGUCUCCUGGAGGAAUGAGUGGUUGCUAUGACUUUGCUUCUAGAACAAGGACCCUAGAAAAGGGAUUCCAAGUUCUCCUGGCGGUUUUGAAGACAUUUAUGGUCUUUUAUUGUGGUCCAGUUUCUAUAUCUGUUCUACUGGCCUGGAAUAGUUCAGUUUUUUUUUUCUUGUUUUUGUUUUCAUUUAUUAAGGGAGAAGUAAUGUUAACCUCCCAGGAAUGUAUUGCGUGAAGCAAUUCAACCUUCAGUUUUAUUGCAUGAGAAUGAUAUGUUUAAGUGUAACAUAGCGGGUUGUAAUGGCAGAAGACACAUCGCCUGUAUUUUAAAGUGGGACGGAGCAUUUUCGUAACAACCUUUGACCACCCUUGCGUUAAGCUUUUGGCUGCGGCCUUUUGCUAAGAUGAGCGCCCACCCUUCCUCCACUCCCUCCGACCGGGAGCGGCGAGUCCGGACCACCCUGAAGAAAGUCUUUGGAUUUGAUUCUUUUAAAACGCCUUUACAGGAGAGUGCGACCAUGGCUGUAGUGAAAGGUGACAAGGAUGUCUUUGUGUGCAUGCCCACGGGGGCAGGGAAAUCUCUGUGCUAUCAGCUCCCUGCCCUGUUGGCCAAAGGAAUCACCAUUGUAGUCUCUCCUCUUAUUGCUUUGAUUCAGGACCAGGUAGACCACCUGCUGGCCUUGAAGGUGCCAGUUAGUUCCCUCAACUCCAAGCUCUCGGUACAGGAGAGGAAGGAGCUGCUGUCUGACCUGGAGCGAGACGAACCUCGGACCAAACUUCUGUACAUCACCCCGGAGAUGGCAGCUUCAGCCUCCUUCCAGCCCACCCUGACUUCCCUCGUGUCCCGAAACCUGCUCUCCUACUUGGUGGUGGAUGAAGCUCACUGUGUUUCGCAGUGGGGACAUGACUUCCGGCCUGACUAUUUGCAUCUGGGUGCCCUCCGUUCCCGCCUGGCACAUGCCCCGUGUGUGGCUCUCACUGCUACAGCCACCCCACAGGUUCAAGAGGAUGUGUUUGCUGCCCUACACUUGAAGCACCCAGUGGCCUCUUUCAAGACUCCCUGCUUCCGGGCCAAUCUCUUCUACGAUGUGCAGUUCAAGGAACUCAUUCCUGACCUCUAUGGGAACCUGAGGGACUUCUGCCUUAAGGCUCUUGGCCAGAAGGCCAAUAAAGGGCAGUUAUCUGGGUGCGGCAUUGUCUACUGCAGGACUAGAGACGCUUGUGAGCAGCUGGCCAUAGAGCUCAGCAGCCGGGGUGUGAAGGCCAAGGCUUACCACGCAGGGCUGAAGGCGUCUGAUAGAACACAGGUACAGAAUGAGUGGAUGGAAGAGAAGGUCCCUGUAAUUGUUGCAACGAUCAGUUUUGGGAUGGGAGUGGACAAAGCUAAUGUCCGAUUUGUUGCCCAUUGGAAUAUUGCCAAAUCCAUGGCUGGCUACUACCAGGAAUCUGGCCGUGCUGGCAGGGAUGGGAAACAAUCUUGGUGCCGACUUUAUUACUCUAGAAAUGACCGAGACCAAGUCAACUUCCUCAUCAGAAAGGAAAGAGCCAAACUCCAGGAAAAGAGAGGGAACAAAGCAUCUGAUAAAGCCACCCUGCUGUCCUUCGAUGCCCUGGUGACCUUCUGUGAAGAACUGGGGUGCCGCCAUGCUGCCAUUGCUAAGUACUUUGGGGAUGCGCCUCCUGCCUGCGCCAAAGGCUGUGACCACUGCCAGAGUCCUGCAGCUGUAAGGGAGAAGCUUGAUGCCCUGGAGCGCAGCAGCAGCUGGAGCAAGACCUGCAUCAGACCCCUCCAGGGGGACGACUUCGACCCUGAGCUGUAUGAGGGAGGCCGCAGAGGCUACGGGGGCUUCAGCAGGUAUGAUGAAGGUUCUGGAGGGAGCGGUGAUGAGGGCAGAGAUGAGGCCCACAAGCGGCAAUGGAAUCUUUUCUAUCAGAAACAGAUGAGCCUGCGCAAGGGCAAAGAGCCCAAGAUAGAAGAAUUCACACCCCCAGAUGAAGACUGUCCCCUGAGAGAGGCUUCAAGCAGGAAGAUCCCUAAGCUCACAGUGAAGGCUCGUGAGCACUGCCUGCGACUUCUGGAGGAGGCGCUGAGCAGUAAUCACCAGGCCGCAGGGUCCCCUGACGGAGCUGACCUGCGGGCCAAGGCUGUGGAGCUGGAGUAUGGGACAUUCCGAAACGCCAAGAUGGUCAACCUGUACAAGGCCAGCGUUCUGAAGAAGGUGGCUGAAAUCCACAAGGCCUCCAAGGAUGGUUGUCUCUAUGACAUGGAAGGUGGCAUCAAGAGCUGCAGUGCUGGGGCUGAGCCUGCGGAGCCCAGUGACUACGACAUACCGCCAGCCUCCCAUGUCUACUCGCUCAAACCCAAGAGAGUAGGAGCUGGCUUCCCCAAAGGCUCCUGCCCAUUCCAGACAGCCACAGAACUGUUGGGGAAGUCUCAGAUCCAGAAGCAAGCCUCUGAGGCUGUGCUGGAAGGUGAACAGGAUCCCCCAGGCUGGGACUGUGAUCUUCAAGAUGAAGACAGGAACGAGCCCCUCCCUGGGUACCAAGGAGAAGCUCCUGGAAGUAGUGCUAACUGUGGGGAGCCCUCGCCCGAGAAGAGGACAAAAGGCAGUGCCAAGGCUAGAGCCAGCAAGAAACAGCAGCUCCUAGCUGCAGCGGCCCUCAAGGAUUCCCAGAACAUCACCCGAUUCUUCUGUCAAAGAACAGAAAGCCCGCCUUUACCUGCUUCAGUCCCUUCCUGUGGGGGUGUGCCAGAGGACUGCGCAGAAGCUGGAGCCCAGGGGCAUUUGAAUACUCUAGGACAGACUGAGUGUCCCAGGGAGGGACCAAGCCCCUGCUCACUCCGAGACCAGAACUUCCCUGAAGGUCAGCCUAGUCCUCUGAAGGAAACUCAGGCAAGCAAGCGGCCCAGACCCCAGCAGGUACUGGAGGAGGAGAGCUCAGAGAGGACUCAAAAGAAGCUUUGCCCCUCAACACAGUCCUCCGUCUUGGCGGAGGCCAAGAGCAGUGCCCUGGCCAAUGACAGCAGCACCGAGAAUGAAGUGGCUCGAGAGCCCUGCCCGCUCUCAGCUCCUGGCAUCUCCGUGAAGGAGGCUGCCGCUGUUGUGGUCAAGUACCUGACCCCCUUCUAUAAGGAGGGCAGGUUCAUGUCCAAGGACUUGUUUAAAGGCUUUGCCCGCCACCUCUCACAUUUUCUGGCUCAGAAGGCCUCUCCUGGAAAGAGUGUGAGGGAGGAGGCCCAGACCCUCAUCAAGCAGUUUUUCCAUGAUCGGGCCCGGUGUGAGAGUGAAGCUGACUGGUGCGGCCUCUGUGCCCCACAAAGAUGACCUGGCCUCUGCUGACUGAACAGGGUCGGCAGGCCCGUGCCAGAGGCACCAACUUUCUCAGGGUCCUCCUCCUCGCCCCUCCCCCCAACCAAACCACACUGUAGAGAUGUCACUAGACACGCAGUGGAAGGUCAGAGGUGAGCCCAUAGUCCUUUCUCUCUGCCUGCUUCUCCUGGCCUUCGUGGCUAGGGCCCCACAUUAGAUGGUUCGGAUGGAACGGCUGCUGCCAAAGAAAAACAGUGACCUUCCCGUCUUUGUUUCAAGUCCUCUGCCAGGGCGAGGCCAUUUUCUCCCCUGAGUGCCUGCCCUCUUACUUGAGAUACCAGGCUCCAGGCCCUGCCCGUCUGCUGCUCAGGAAGGCCAGACCCAACUGACAUGUUUGCAAGAAUAAGAAGAAUAAAGUCUGCCUG
Molecule: messenger RNA, 3909 nt
Organism: Chionomys nivalis (European snow vole)
Lineage: Eukaryota; Metazoa; Chordata; Mammalia; Rodentia; Cricetidae
Gene: Recql5
Product: RecQ like helicase 5
Exons: 19
Coding region: 578-3499 (973 amino acids)
Biological process (GO): double-strand break repair via homologous recombination
Cellular component (GO): cytoplasm; chromosome
Molecular function (GO): nucleic acid binding; ATP binding; four-way junction helicase activity
Source: RefSeq, a predicted model, not a curated record